AUGAGAGACCCAUCAACGAGCACAGUCCUGUACAAAAUCCUCACUCCUCAGGAGAAGGCCGACAUGUCUGGCACCAAUUGGGCUGGAACCGCUCUUGACGCAAAAGACGGCUUCAUCCACCUGUCCUCCGCUGACCAGCUCGCAGGAACGCUUGAACGAUUCUUCAGCCCAGCAAGCGGCUGCGGUGACACCCUGUACAUCUACACUUUCAAGAGGUCCGACGUUGACAGACAGCGAAAUACGCCUAUCAAGCUGCAGUUCGAUCCUGCGAUCGGCACUGUUUUCGGUCAUAUUUACGGUAACAUCGACCCAGAAGUCGACUUUUCAGGCCCUAUCGAGGUCAAACGUUCUGCCUCUACGGGGUUGUUCGAGCUUCCUCCCCUCGAAUACUAG
Molecule: messenger RNA, 393 nt
Organism: Ustilago hordei
Lineage: Eukaryota; Fungi; Basidiomycota; Ustilaginomycetes; Ustilaginales; Ustilaginaceae
Exons: 3
Coding region: 1-393 (130 amino acids)
Source: RefSeq, a predicted model, not a curated record